Molecule: messenger RNA, 1517 nt
Organism: Nycticebus coucang (slow loris)
Lineage: Eukaryota; Metazoa; Chordata; Mammalia; Primates; Lorisidae
Gene: BORCS7
Product: BLOC-1 related complex subunit 7
Exons: 5
Coding region: 69-386 (105 amino acids)
Cellular component (GO): BORC complex
Source: RefSeq, a predicted model, not a curated record
CCGCUUUCUUCCCUUUUGGCCCCGGCGACUCGCCAUAGCCCGUGUAGAGGCAUUCGCUAGUUGAAGCGAUGGCGAGUGGGACGCCAGAUUCUCAAGCGCGGUUCGGUCAGUCCGUAAAGGGGCUUCUCACGGAGAAAGUGAACACCUGCGGUACUGACGUGAUCGCGCUCACCAAGCAGGUGCUGAAGGGCUCCCGGAGCUCCGAGCUGCUAGGUCAAGCAGCUCGAAACAUGGUACUACAAGAAGAUGCCAUCUUGCACUCAGAAGAUAGUUUAAGGAAAAUGGCAAUAAUAACAACACAUCUUCAGUAUCAGCAAGAAGCUAUUCAGAAGAAUGUUGAACAGUCAUCAGAUCUACAAGACCAGCUGAAUCAUCUGUUGAAAUAAAAUGGCAUAUAAGUGGGCAAUAGCACUUCCUUCGCCUAAUGCUGAGGAGGAAAUAGCUUACACAACCAUUAUGCUUUGGGUUUGGCUUUUUAUUUUCUUCUCUAAAAGUUAAAUUUUCAAAGAUUUGUGUUGAUGUAAAGUUUCUCCGGAAAAGAAAACGCUGUUGAAUCGGACUAACCCAUGCUCUUAACUGAAUUUUUUAAGUUGCUCUGUUCAAUUGUUUAAAUUAAAAGGCAUCUUAGUUUUUCCUAUGCAAUUUUUUAGACAGGAUGUUGCUAUACUGUGCAGGCUGAUCUGGAACUCCAGGCCUCAAGCAGUCCUCCUGUCUCAGCCUCCCCAGUAGCCAGGAUUAUAGGUGCCAGCCACUGCGUCCAACACUAGAAAUCUUAAUAUAUCAAAAGCCAUAUUGUCUAAGUUGCAAUACUUAAGCAAAUGCUGAGUAUCAAAACAGGAGCUAUUGUGAACACAUGAGAAUGAUUAAUAUUCUUUUUAAAAACUCAAAAAAAAUUAAUCAUUCAUUUAGGAAAUACUGUAAUUUAAUGGUUGCAGAAUGAUAGGUAAUACCUGGUUGUUUUCUUUUCUAGUAACUCAGAGGAGAUACAUAUUUUAUUUGUUGUAGCAAAUUCCUAAAUGAAAAUUAGGCAAGUGGUAUCAUAUCUGGCCAGCUGCAGCUUCUUGCCUUGACCUGCAUUCCUGAGGUUUCUUUAUGGUUGUUAUUCUUGAUUAAGUGACCUUGGGUUCACUUUGUAAUUUUGCUAAUCAUCAGCAAAUUCACUUGUGUGAUGUUAUUGCCAAAGGUGAAGGCAGCUGAUUGAUUAUGAGUUAUGAGUGAUUGUAACAUGGGAUUGUGCCAUGGUGAAAACCUUAACAUUUGGAUUUGUUUAUGUUUAUUGAAUUCAUCUUGUUAAAUAAUAUUACCAUGAAUCUUUUGUCAAACCUGAAUAUUUUUGUUUGAAUUUAAAAUGGAACUAUCUUGUUCUAGUGCAGGUCUUUACUUAGGAAGGGGAUUGAGAGAAAGCUAACAUAAGAAAAUAGUGUUUUAAUUGAAAGAAUAAAGAGCAACCUUAUAAAGAUAUACAACUAUUAUGUACCCAUGAUAAUUAAAAAUAAAAAAAGAAAAAGAAAAAAGCA